AUGCUUCUAGCCUUCCAAAAGAUAGAUUCGUGUGGAGAAGAAUUCGCAAUAAAGUUCUGCAUAACCAUCGUGAAAAUGUCUGUAAUUAAGGGUAUAUUAUACUUUCGUCUCGCUGUGGGUAAUUAUUGGGAGUGUAGUUCAUCAAAAAUUGUUCAGUUUUUGUGUAAAUUGUAUUGUGUUAUGUAUAUUACCGUAUCUACUUAUUUGAACUUUUCAGAUGGGUUAGCAGAGUAUGGUCUCAAAGUUUAUAAUGAUGCGUUUUUCUUUUUUUUCUUUAUUAUAAAUGGAGCAAUCGCUAUUUGGAAUAAACAAGAGUAUUUUACAAGAUUUUAUUCCGGUAUAAGGACCGUAGACAAAAUUAUUCAUUUCAAAAAACCUAAUUCAGCUUGGCUAAUCGCUUACCUUAUUUUGAUAGCCAUUAAAAGUGCUGGUAAUAUAUUGGUGUUUUUGAACCUGAAAUUUAUUCUAUCUUUUGCAAUUCAAAUGGCGGAUAUUUCAAAAACUGUAUCAUACUUGCCUUCAGUUAUGAUAUAUGAAAUGUUGUGGUCACGAAUGGCAUUUCUACGAAACUGGCUGAAUUCAAAGUUCAUUCACGGAAAUCUUGAAGAAAAGCAGUUUUGUCUAAGGAAGUUCUUGCAUUUGUACAAAACAUUGCUUGAUAAUGUUACCAAAGUAUAUAAUAUACUAGUUUUACAGACUUUCAUCGAGCUGGUUUACCAUUUGACGAAACUAUUAUUUGAUACGCAUUCUUCUAUAGCGAUGAUGUUAUCGGGAAACGUAACAUUAAGAAUUUCCCUGUCAAUUUUAGUGACCUCAAUGUUAGAUUUUGUGGUCAUGAUAAUUGGUCCACUGUUUCUUGAGCUGACACUUCAUGAAUAUGAUAAGCUGAUGUCUUUGAUUACCACAGAGUUAAUACAGUGCAAAGAUAGAACCUAUCGGGAGCAGAUUCUUACCACAUUGGAGUACUUAGAAGUUCGACCUCCUCGCUUCACAGUAUGGCGGAUUGUAACUGUGAAUUUGAAACUAGUUGUUACUAUUGUGCAACUACUUGUGACUUAUAUUAUUGUACUGCUUUCAUUUCAAUUUUGA
Messenger RNA from Pieris rapae (cabbage white), 1089 nucleotides. RefSeq lists its product as uncharacterized. The record is from RefSeq and is a predicted model, not a curated record. The transcript is spliced from 5 exons. The coding region runs from base 1 to 1089 and encodes 362 amino acids. Lineage: Eukaryota; Metazoa; Arthropoda; Insecta; Lepidoptera; Pieridae.